Symbiodinium natans is the source of this 1284-nucleotide messenger RNA. Lineage: Eukaryota; Dinophyceae; Suessiales; Symbiodiniaceae. The record is from the annotation of a GenBank genome assembly.
AUGAUUUGUCAAUCUCUCGCCAACCAGGCAACGCUGCCCUUCAUGAUAUUCUUGGAUCGUAGAAGUACGGACGCUGAUCCUUUCGACCCACAGCGCGGGCUGACCUACCGCUACAUGGGAUGGUGUAUGAUGCACAAGACUCCGAAGAUGAUUGAGGCCACCCGCUCUGUGGAUGUCCGCGACCUUCUCUUGGACCAGGUCGUGAUGUUUCAAGCCGACGUGGAUGCGUGGUGGAACCUUUCAUUCUGCCAUGCGAUCCCUGCAUUUGCGACGCUCCUAUGGGGUGAAGAGCUCUUCCUGGGGUGGGUCAUUGCCGGCUGCACCAGGUCGGUGCUCGCCAUGCACAUCAACCUCAUCCUCUUGCGCUUCCAGCAUCUGUGGUGCCCACAGAAGGUGCUGAUAUCAGCCGCAGAUUCUUCCGAGGAGGAGGAGGACUUGAUGGCGAAGAAGAGCUUCACGCGCCAGGCUUCCAUUGCUGACGUCGGCUUGGCUAUGGAGCAGGAAGCGCAGGAGUCCCAGCCGGUUCCUCCUCUCCCCUUGGGGAAGCCAGGGCCCUCGGAAGAUGGAGGUGGCGUCUUUGUGAAGUACAAGGUCCACGAGUCCAGCAGCGGCGCGGAUCCUUCGGUGGAGGUGAAGCUUGAGCCGCUCUGGCGCCGCAGCACCCUUGUGGACCUGGCGAAGGACGCUGUUGCGGACAUCCUCCAGGUGCAGGCACAGGCUGUGAAGCCGGACCGCCCUCUGAUGGACUUGGGCUUUGACUCGGCUGGAGCACUGAAGCUCAGAAACAAGCUGAGCAGGCGCCUGAAGAUUGAGCUGCCUCCCACGCUUCUCUUUGACCAUCCCACCAUCAAUGCAGCAGCCGCAUAUUGUCGCUAUGAUUUCCGUUUGGCUUCACUUCUGACGAAGGACAUGGUGGACAAUGGCUUGGCGCUGCUGUCAAAGAGACCGAUGACUCCCGCGCACACUGACGGCAUCCCUGCGCCCACUGCGCAGCCCGAAACGGUCCUUGUCGAAGAUGAUUUUCACUCGUCGAGCUCAGGUUUGAAGCUCUACUGGGACAUGUUGGCUGACAAGAAGGAUGCCGUGGUUGAAGUGCCGCUAGCUCGUGCUGCUCCAAGCAUGUUGCAGCCCCCCAAGAACCCCGAAACGCGCCCAUGUGGACCCACCCGACAAGGCUGGGACCACGAGCUCUACUACUCCAAAGAGCCACAGGAAGGCAAGACCUAUGCCCGCCAUGGCGGCUUUGUUGAGGCAUGGUCAUGCAAAGUCUCGUUUUGGUCAUGA